Dictyostelium purpureum is the source of this 2421-nucleotide messenger RNA. RefSeq lists its product as uncharacterized. Bases 1 to 2421 code for a protein of 806 amino acids. Lineage: Eukaryota; Evosea; Eumycetozoa; Dictyosteliales; Dictyosteliaceae. Gene Ontology annotation, cellular component: cytosol; Atg1/ULK1 kinase complex; extrinsic component of membrane. The record is from RefSeq and is a predicted model, not a curated record. The transcript is spliced from 2 exons. Gene Ontology annotation, biological process: piecemeal microautophagy of the nucleus; autophagosome assembly; protein localization to phagophore assembly site.
AUGGUUUGUGAUAAUAUGUGUAAAUUUGAUAAUUUAAACAAAUCAAAAGAAUUUUUAAAUAUAAAUAGCAAUAAUGAAAACAAUACACCAACAAGUUUUAUAACCCACUCAACAGUUAGCAGUGUGGCAUCAUCUGUUUCAAAUGUUGGAAUCAAUAACCCAUUUCACAAAAAUGACAUCAAAAGUAAUCAACUAAUUGACGAAAUAACAGAUUUAAGAGAGGUAUUAAGAAAAUCUGUAAUUGGGCCGCUCAGUAGAGAAAUAAUUGGUUUAUAUACUGAAGAGCAACAACAAUGUGAACCACAACAGUCUCCGCAACAACAUCAACAAAGUGUUAAUAAUGAAAAUAUAAAAGAAGCAACAAUAAAUAAUGACCAUGACUAUGAUGAUGAUUGGAUGAUAAAACAACAUAUUUUGUUAAAAAAAGAAAAAAAUAAUAUUUUAGCAAAAAGUCCACUUUUGGCAGCAUUAAACAAUAGUGGUGAAAGGUGUUUAUCAAGGGCUAUUAGUGUUACCUCCUUAAAUGGUGCAGGAUCACCAACAAUCAACUAUUUGACAUCAGAACAAGUUUUACAGGAAAUUGAGGAUAAACUAAAACUUUCAAAUGAAAAUAAUGAAAAUAAUAAAAAUUUUAAACCAAGUUAUAUGAAUAAUAAUAAUAAUAAUAAUAUAAAUAAUAGUAAUAAUAAUAAUAAUAAUAAUAAUAAUAAUAAUAAUAAUGAGCAUAAUAAAAUAAUUAAAAAGUUUGAUAAUAAACCUAACAAUAUUAAUAAUGAAAAAACCAAAAUCAAUUAUAAAAAUAAUAUUAAUAAUGGUUUUGAUAAUAAUAAUAAUAAUAAUAAUAAUAAUAAUAAUAAUAAUAGUAAUAAUAUAAAUUCAUUUGACUGUGAUAAUAAUAGUAAUCAUAGUUCACCAACCAUACCAACAUCAUCUUCAACAUCUUCACUAAUGGGUGGAAAUAAUACUUUAAAUGAAAAUCAAAUAUCUAUUGAAAAAGAAAAAAUAAUGGCCAUCAUUCAAGACUAUCAAAAGGUGAAACAAGAAAUGAGGGAUCAAACUCAACAAAUACAAUCAUUAGACGAACAGUUAAAUGAAAUGAAGGCAAACUUGGAACUAAAAAAAAAGAAAAUUUCAAUGUUGAAAAAUCCCAAUCAAAUAUCAAAUAACAAUCCAACCAAUGGUAUUAAUAAUAGUAGUAAUACAAAUCAAAAUAAAACUAAUAAUAGUAACAAAAAAACUAGCCCAACAUUUCAACAACUUCAACAACAACAGCAACAGCAACAGCAACAACAAAAUAAUAACCUACCAUCCUCACCAACAACAAAUAAGCCUCCAAUUGGUAAGAAUAAUAGCUGUAAUAAUUUAAUAUCAAUUAAUUCACCAAAUAAUGUUCCAAUUUUAACAUCAAGUGGAUCACUACCACUAUUAAAUCAAUUUAAAACUUCACCAACAUCCUCUUCAUCAUCAUCAUAUAAUCAACAACUAAAUAAUAAUAAUAAUAAUAAUUCACCAAUUUUAAAUAAAAAAGAUCAAUUAAAUAAUUUAGCAAAUAAUUUAAAUUUAAAUAUUGGUAAUUUAUUAAAUGAAGAGGAUAUUAAUCAAAAGAUAUCUGAAGUAUUGGCAACAGCUAAAUAUAGAAUUGAAAGAAUUCAAUUUAAAAACAGAGUAUUGUUAACAUCACACCUUCACAGUCUUUCAACUGAAAUUCAUCAACUAAUUGAAAAAAGGAUAACAAAAAAACAAGUAAAUUUAGAAUUAAAGCAAAAUGAAAAAAUAGUUGUAGAUUGUGAAUCAGUAAGCUCAACAAUUUUAAAUUUUCUUCAAGAGCUAAUGAAUCAAAAACUAACAAUUGAUGAAACCGCCGAAUCCAUUGUAAAAAAACGUAAAAUCAAAUCAAAAGAAACAAAACAAUUGGAAGAAUUAGAAAAGAGAAAAAGAAAGAUCGAAGCAGCAAUUGCAUUUUUAAAUAUAGAGAAACGAAGUGUAAGAGAAUUACGAGAUAGAUUUGUUUCAGUUUGCAAUGAAGUCACUCGUCUAUACGAAGCAACCAAUACUAUUGAAAGAGAUUUGUCAAAAUGGGAUGUCGAAUUGGAAAGAAUUUAUCAUCAAACAAGAGAGGGUUUUUAUUCAGAUUAUUUCAAACUUCAUCCUUUAUUCCAAUCUUGUAGCCAAAGAAUUAAAGACCAUUACCAUACCAAGCAAGAUUUAAUAAGAGAGUUGGCACGUCGUGAAGCCGCUAGGAUUGCAUCUGAAAUUUAUAUCAGUGGCAUCGUUCAGAUUUUGGAAUGUGGUCAUGAUUUAAUAACUGACGAAAGAAUGGUCGAUGUUGCUAGAGUUAGAGGUUUGGAGCAUCAAGUACAUAUGCUAUAUCAUGCUCUAUAUGAUUCACAGAUUAAAAAUCAACAAUCAAUCAACAGUUAA